This is a messenger RNA of Tigriopus californicus, 1442 nucleotides long. RefSeq names its product pyruvate dehydrogenase E1 component subunit beta, mitochondrial-like (gene Pdhb). The transcript is spliced from 4 exons. Gene Ontology annotation, molecular function: pyruvate dehydrogenase (acetyl-transferring) activity. Bases 106 to 1200 code for a protein of 364 amino acids. The record is from RefSeq and is a predicted model, not a curated record. NCBI's taxonomy places the organism in Eukaryota, Metazoa, Arthropoda, Copepoda, Harpacticoida, Harpacticidae. Gene Ontology annotation, biological process: pyruvate decarboxylation to acetyl-CoA.
AAUCUAAGGUCGAGGAUCGGCCAGUCUAUCAUCACCUGCUUUGCGUUCAUCUUUUUGUGGAGGUCUUGGAAUUCCUCGAGCCACGUCCAGACAUCCCAGUGGAAAAUGGCUCACGGUUUGAUGAAGUGGAGUGUGUUCCGGAGUGUGGCCCGCUCAAACUGGGCCCAGGGGUCGAACGCCCGUCAUCUCAGCAUUUCCAGCCCGCAGACUGCGGCCUUGACCGUGAGAGACGCCUUGAAUGCGGCUCUGGAUGAGGAGCUGGAACGGGAUGAGCGCGUUUUCCUCAUGGGAGAAGAAGUGGCUCAAUACGAUGGAGCUUACAAGGUGUCUCGUGGUUUGUGGAAGAAAUACUCAGACUCCAGGAUUUAUGACACGCCCAUCACAGAAGCUGGGUUCACGGGUUUGGCCGUGGGUGCGGCCUUUCACGGUCUCCGACCCGUGGUCGAGUUCAUGACCUUCAACUUCUCCAUGCAAGCCAUUGAUCAAGUCAUCAAUUCUGCCGCCAAAACCUUCUACAUGUCGGGUGGCAAAGUCAAUGUGCCCAUUGUGUUCCGCGGACCCAAUGGCGCUGCCAUGGGCGUGGCUGCCCAACAUUCUCAAUGCUUCGCCGCAUGGUAUGCCAACUGUCCGGGGUUGAAGGUUAUCAGUCCGUACGAUUCCGAAGAUUGUAAAGGUCUUCUCAAGGCCGCCAUUCGGGAUCCAGAUCCGAUUGUGUUCUUGGAGAAUGAACUCCUGUACGGCACGUCCUUUGAUGUGAACGACAAGGUCAUGGAAAAGGAUUUCGUCUCGCCCAUUGGCAAGGCCAAGAUCCAGAAAGAGGGCAAGGAUAUUACUUUAGUGGCUCAUUCGAUUGGAGUGCACUUUGCCAUGGGUGCGGCCGAAGCUUUAGCCAAAGAAGGAAUCAGUGCUGAGGUAGUCAACUUGCGCUCCAUCCGGCCACUCGAUAUUGAUACAGUCAACGACAGCAUCAAGAAGACCAACCAUCUUCUCAGCGUUGAAGGAGGUUGGCCCCAACAUGGGGUGGGCGCUGAAGUCCUGUCUCAAGUCAUGGAGGGACCCGCAUUCCAUUACCUUGAUGCACCGGCUGUUCGUUGCUCGGGGGCGGAUGUACCCAUGCCUUAUGCCAAGAGUUGUGAGUACAAUGCCACACCUCAAAUCGAGGUGGUGGUGAGGGCUGUGAAGAAGCUCCUUAACCGAUGAAGUCGUGACUUGAGAUCCUCACUUGCUUCCUCCUUGGCAUACUCGACAAUGCACUGGUGAUUUAUCUCGUGGCAACCUCAAUAACCAACCAACCAAUCGCCCGUGACGUGCUUAAUAAAGCAUGUUUCUGUGGUGACACAACAACCAUAAACUGAAUAUAGAAAGUGUGACCUCAAAAAACCCGCUAAUUGUUACAACUCUCGCGGAUGGUCAAACAGAUGUUAUUAAAAUCUCCAACUUUA